This is a messenger RNA of Cebus imitator (Panamanian white-faced capuchin), 2461 nucleotides long. It is a transcript of the gene CCDC9B, whose product is annotated as coiled-coil domain containing 9B. Lineage: Eukaryota; Metazoa; Chordata; Mammalia; Primates; Cebidae. The coding region runs from base 533 to 1969 and encodes 478 amino acids. The transcript has 11 exons. The record is from RefSeq and is a predicted model, not a curated record.
CCACCCUUUGGGGGCAGCUGGGGACAGCUGGGGCUGGGGGGAAGAGGCCUGUGACUAGAUGGGUCGAGGGCAGGCCACAACAGAGACCCUGCAGGCAGACAGGGAGGAACCUGGAAUCUCGAAGCAGAGACAUGGCUUGCCCAGGGCGACUCCGGGCUGGGGCCGCCAGGGGAGCUGGCUCUCUCCGCCCCGACUGCCAGCAGCUUUCAGCCUGAAGAGGCUGGGCCCGUGGGAGCGGCUCUUUCCUCCAGGCUGGGCACAGGCCUGGGUGUGGGGUCCAGGGCUUGAGAGCCCAGGAUGGAGCCAGGGCCUCUCCUUUUUCUGUGGUUGUGAAUCUGGGAGCCUAACAGCUCCCCCCUCGACCUCCCGAAUCCUCUGGCAGCUUCCCAGUCACGGCAGGUUCCGCUGCCAGAGCCAUUUAUAACUCCCAUUCCAGGCUCUGCUCUGCAGUGAAGCUCCCUGGAGAGCUGGGGGAGGGGCAGCCCACUGCUGGGAGCUGUGGCUCCGGGGGCCUCCCAGAGCCGAGUCCCCCAUGCGCAGGCAGGAGAAGGACGCAGAGCUGGAUCGGAGGAUAGUUGCCCUGCGCAAGAAGAACCAGGCCUUGCUCCGCAGGUACCAGGAGAUCCAGGAGGACCGUCGGCAGGCAGAGCAGGGGGGCAUGGCUGUGACCACACCGGCGCUCCUCCAGCCCGACGGCCUCACGGUCACCAUCAGCCAGGUUCCUGGUGAAAGGCGGGUGGUUAGCAGGAACUGGACAAGGGGCACCUGCAGACUCAGAGUGGCCAAUGAGAUGCUUGAGGAUGAGGACACAGAAGACUAUGGUGGUACUUUCUGCUUAGGGGAGCGGGUAGAGCUGGCCGUUACCAUGGAGAACAAAGCAGAGGCCAAACGGAUUGUAAGUGAAAAGCCUACUAGAGCAAGGAACCAGGUCACAGAGGGGUCACCUGGAGGGCGUGUGGCCCGGAGCCCCCCCAUGCAGGUGGCCAUCAGCUCGGACUCUGCAAGGAAGGGUGUUCGGGAGCCCCAGAGCCAGCCUGUGGGGGAACCCCCGGAGGUGGGCUGGGACUAUGCCCAGUGGAAGCAGGAGCGGGAGCAGAUCGACCUAGCCCGCCUUGCUCGGCACAGAGAUGCACAGGGUGACUGGCGCCGCCCGUGGGACCUGGACAAGGCCAAGCCCACGCUACAGGACUGCAGCCAGCUGAGGGAAGAAGGCCUGGCCAGGGCAGGCAGCAGAAGGGGUCCCAGGAGCCACCGGAAACUACAGCCCCCACCAUUGCUCCCUGAUGGAAAAAGUCGGGGCGGGCAACCCAGCAGAUCCUUGGUGGCACCAGCUGCAGGCAGCAAAGUCCGGGGCAAGGAGAGGCUGACUGGCAGGGCCCGAAGGUGGGAUAUGAAGGAAGACAAGGAGGAGCUGGAGAGUCAGGAGGGAAGCCAAAGCACCAGAGAGACUCCCAGUGAGGAGGAACAAGCACAGAAGCAGAGUGGGAUGGAGCCGGGCCAUCUGGGGAGCACCCCUGCAGCCAGCCGAGCCCUGGCAUCCCCAGAGGGGCCAAAGGGGGAGUCAGCAGCUUCCACAGCUGGCUCAGUGCCCUGCUCUCCACAGGAGCCUGACUUGGCUCCUCUUGACCUUUCUGUAGGAGGGGCUGGCAUCCCUGGGCCUAAGGAGGGCACGUGUUUGCUCAAUCCAAGGCCUGAGGCCCAGGAGAGCCCUGUGUCUUGGCCAGAUGGCUCUGAGCAGCAGCCCCUGGGGUGGAAUAAUCACCAGGCUGAGCUGGAAGUCCAGACUUGCCCUGAGCCACAGAAAGGAGCAGGGCCUCCAGAGCCCAGAGAAGACAGGUCUGGUAAGGCUGGGGCCCAGCAGGGCCUGGCACAGAGAAGCUGGCCCCUGAGAGGAGGCAGCCAAAGGCUGAGAGGCACAGUAGGUGUGAGGCGCAGGACAGGGCGCCCUGGUCCUGCAGGAAGGUGCUGAACACAGCUCCUGGGAGCUGGGGGAACUGGGGGGAGGGAGAAGAAAAGGGAAGCACUCCAUUAGGAGCCCUCCAUGUGAUGGCCAUGUGGUUGCUGUGGCUCGUGCCAGUGUCAUUGAGCAGUGUGGCAAACUCGCCAGCAUGACCACCUUGUGAGGGCAAAGAGUGGCCUCCCUGCAGCUCGCACAUUCAUCCCUGUGCACAUGUGUGUUUUCACUUGUGGGCACAGCCCCUGGUGUAUUCCUAUACUGGUGCCUGGCAUCUGAGGCUAGUGCACCCUGACCUGGGCCUACUGCUGCUCAGGCCACAAGCCUUUUCCACCAUAACGAGAGAACAAGGCUUAGUGGCACCUACCACCUGGCUCUCCAUCACCCCUCAGGGCCUGGACUCCCCUUCCAGCUGCUGGCUUCCACUUCUGGCCUGGGCUGGAAUCCCCCAGUCCCAGAUUUCCAGGAUGCCCAACCAGGGAAAUCCUGAGGCAUGGAGGACGGGAG